Messenger RNA from Cinclus cinclus, 1755 nucleotides. It is a transcript of the gene FZD9, whose product is annotated as frizzled class receptor 9. The transcript has a single exon. The coding region runs from base 1 to 1755 and encodes 584 amino acids. Gene Ontology annotation, cellular component: plasma membrane. Gene Ontology annotation, molecular function: Wnt receptor activity; Wnt-protein binding. The record is from RefSeq and is a predicted model, not a curated record. Gene Ontology annotation, biological process: non-canonical Wnt signaling pathway; canonical Wnt signaling pathway. NCBI's taxonomy places the organism in Eukaryota, Metazoa, Chordata, Aves, Passeriformes, Cinclidae.
AUGGCGGCGGCACGGCUGCGGGUGGCCCUGUGGGUGCUGUGGCAUUUUGGGGUGGGCGGUCGCGCGUUGGAGCUGGCGGGACUGGAGGGCUCGCGGGGCCGCGCGGCGCGGUGCCAGCCCGUGGACAUCCCGAUGUGCCGGGGUAUCGGGUACAACCUGACCCGCAUGCCCAACCUGCUGGGGCACGAGAGCCAGCGUGAGGCCGCCCUGAAGCUGCACGAGUUCGCCCCGCUGGUGGAGUACGGCUGCCACGUUCACCUGCGCUUCUUCCUCUGCUCCCUCUAUGCACCCAUGUGUACCGAUCAGGUGAGCGCCAGCAUCCCUGCCUGCCGCCCCAUGUGUGAGCAGGCCCGCCACAAGUGCGUCCCCAUCAUGGAACAGUUCAAUUUCGGCUGGCCUGAGUCACUUGAUUGUGGCAGGUUGCCCACCAAGAAUGACCCAAAUGCCCUCUGCAUGGAGGCCCCUGAAAAUGCCUCAGCUGCUGAGCCACACAAGGGACAGGGGAUGCUGCCGGUGGCCCCCCGGCCCUGGCCACCUGGCACUGCUACUGAGGGACGGGGACCCAAUGGCCUGGGGGCUUGCAACAACCCUGAGAAGUUUCAGUAUGUGGAGAAGAGCCUCUCAUGUGCGCCAAAGUGCUCCCCCGGCGUGGACGUAUACUGGUCCCAGGAGGACAAGGACUUCGCCUUCAUCUGGAUGGCUGUCUGGUCUACCCUCUGCUUCGUCUCCACUGCCUUUACCGUCCUCACUUUUCUGCUCGACCCCCAUCGGUUCCAGUACCCUGAGAGGCCCAUCAUUUUCCUCUCUAUGUGCUACAACGUCUACUCUGUGGCCUUCAUCAUCCGCUCCGUGGCUGGGGCUGAGAACAUUGCCUGUGACCGGGAGAAUGGUGAGCUCUACAUCAUACAGGAGGGGCUGGAGAGCACAGGUUGCACCAUUGUCUUCCUCAUCCUCUACUAUUUCGGCAUGGCUAGCUCUCUCUGGUGGGUUGUCCUCACCCUCACCUGGUUCCUGGCUGCUGGGAAGAAGUGGGGCCAUGAGGCCAUUGAGGCUCACAGCAGCUACUUCCACAUGGCUGCCUGGGGCAUCCCAGCCAUGAAGACUAUUGUCAUCCUCACCAUGCGGAAGGUGGCAGGGGAUGAGCUCACAGGGCUGUGCUAUGUGGGGAGCAUGGACAUCAGCGCCCUGACCGGCUUUGUCCUCAUCCCCCUCUCCUGCUACCUGGUCAUUGGCACCUCCUUCAUCCUUACUGGCUUUGUUGCCCUCUUCCACAUCCGGAAGAUCAUGAAGACGGGUGGCACCAACACGGAGAAGCUGGAGAAGCUGAUGGUGAAGAUUGGGGUCUUCUCCAUCCUCUACACUGUCCCAGCCACCUGUGUCAUUGUCUGCUAUUUCUAUGAGCGGUUGAACAUGGAUUACUGGAUGCUGCGGGCAUUGGAGCACGGCUGCCUGCACCUGCCUGGCCGCCGUGCUGCUAACUGCUCCCUUGAGGCCUCGGUGCCCACUGUGGCUGUCUUCAUGCUGAAGAUUUUCAUGUCACUGGUGGUGGGCAUCACCAGCGGGGUGUGGGUGUGGAGCUCUAAAACGCUGCAGACCUGGCAGAGCCUGUGCAACAGGCGGCUGGGCAUGAGGACGCGGGGCAAGCCCUGCAGCGGGGUCAGCUGUGGUGGGGGACACUGCCACUACAAAGCUCCCACAGUCAUGCUGCACAUGACCAAGACGGACCCGUACCUGGACAACCCAACUCACGUAUAG